UCCACUGUCAGACUCGCCUCCGUAUCCAGAAACGCACAGAGGAGUUUAAAUUACAGAGCAGACAAAAAAAAAAAAAAAAGUGUGCGGACACUUUCUUAAAGCAUAGCAGUGCUCUGAGCCACCUUGGAUCUUUUCUGUGGCGCAUUCCAUGAUGGAUGUGGCUGAUCAACCUCGGUGGAUGCACCACCACGCUGUGCUGAACGCACAGCACCCGGACCCGCACCACCCGGGCCUGACGCACGGCUACAUGGAGCCCUCGGCGCAGCUUCUGCCCCCGGACGAAGUGGACGUGUUCUUUAACCACCUGGACUCGCAGGGGAACCCGUACUACCACAACCCCGCCAGGGCCAGAGUGUCCUACAGCCAAGCCCACGCCCGUCUGACAGGGACUCAGGUAUGUCGGCCUCACCUGAUCCACAGUCCUGGGAUCUCGUGGCUGGACGGCGGGAAGGCGGCCCUGUCGGCUCACCAGCACAAUGCCUGGGCCGUCAGUCCGUUCAGCAAACCGAGUCUGCACCACGCCGGCUCCGCGUCCCCCGGCGGCCUCUCCGCCGUCUACCCGUGCGGCAGCAGCAGCAGCUCCAACACGAUCUCUGCAUCCCCGCUCACACCGCCGUCCCACUCCGGCCAGCACCCGUACACUUUCCCUCCCACACCGCCGAAGGACAUGUCCCCGGACCUCGGAGCCGCGUCUCCUUCCUCCUCUGAGAAGGACUCUCUCAAAUACCAAGUGGCCAUACCAGAGGGGAUGAAGAUGGAGGGUUCCAGCCCGCUGAGGAGCACACUGGCCUCCAUGAGCGCUCAGACAGCAUCCACCCACCAUCCCAUACCCACGUACCCCACGUAUCCGCUCCCCGCGGCGCACGAGUACGGCGGCAGCCUGUUCCACCCGGGCAGCCUGCUGGGUGCGUCAUCCGGAUUCAGCACCAAGACCAAAGGCAUGAAAACGCGUUCCUGCACCGAGGGUCGUGAAUGUGUGAACUGUGGGGCCACCUCGACACCGCUGUGGAGACGGGACAGCACCGGGCACUACCUGUGCAACGCCUGUGGACUGUACCACAAAAUGAACGGCCAGAACAGACCACUCAUCAAACCCAAGCGCAGGCUGUCUGCAGCCAGACGAGCAGGUACCUGUUGUGCUAACUGUCAGACAACCACCACCACACUGUGGCGGCGAAAUGCAAACGGAGACCCCGUGUGCAAUGCCUGUGGACUUUACUAUAAACUGCAUAAUGUGAACAGGCCUCUGACCAUGAAGAAAGAAGGAAUACAGACACGUAACCGAAAAAUGUCCAACAAAUCUAAAAAGAGCAAGCGGUGCAGCGAGGGCUUCGAGGAGUUUUCCAAAAGCAUUCAUGACAAGAACUCUCACUUUAGUGCUGUCUCCUUGGCUGGCCACAUGUCCAUGGGCCACUUGCCCCCUUUCAGCCAUGCUGGACACAUGCUCCCUACACCCACUCCCCUCCACCCAUCGUUUGGACACCCACACCACUCGAACAUGGUGACGGCCAUGGGCUGAGAGUGAAAGGAAACUCGAGAAGGUUACAUAAUCUGACAGGGGACCAGGGUGUCACUAGAGGAUAGUGUGCACCUGUUUGUCUCACGAUAUGCCAGUGGUGUGUUUAAGGACAGAUAAAUUGUGGGAGGAAAGGUUCUUUUACAGCUUAGGUACCUGGAAGAUGACAGCUGGUCUCCUUCUUGUCUCCUGGCAUGCACAUACAUAUAAUGACCAUGACGUUUUACCUCACAGUUUUGCUCACAAUCUCCAAACUGACAUUCUGUCUCAAUGUGCACGUGUAUGUGCUCAAAAGGUUUGUAGUAACUGUGAAUACUGUAAAUAUGUACGAAAAAAGAGGAUGAUCAACGUCCCUUCACAACAUUCAGUAAGUAUAUGCUGGAUUUUUUUUCUCAUGAAAAGUUUAAAGAAAUAUUGACCAAAUAAACAAGCAAAGAAAGAUUUAUAUGUCUUAAUUUGAAAUUGUUAUUAUAAUUGUUGGUAUAAUUAUUGUUGUUAUUGUUAUUCAGAUAAUUUAUUUUCACUAUCUUUUUCUUCUACUACUAUAUCACCAGAUACUGCUAUCCCAUGUAGGAAUAUAUUUUUAGCUGAAGUGCUUUUUCCGGGCUGGUCAACAUUUAUACACAUAAGGAAUAAAGAAAUUGAGUUAACAAUC
Thalassophryne amazonica is the source of this 2171-nucleotide messenger RNA. It is a transcript of the gene gata2b, whose product is annotated as GATA binding protein 2b. Gene Ontology annotation, biological process: positive regulation of transcription by RNA polymerase II; negative regulation of transcription by RNA polymerase II; positive regulation of miRNA transcription. Lineage: Eukaryota; Metazoa; Chordata; Actinopteri; Batrachoidiformes; Batrachoididae. Gene Ontology annotation, molecular function: RNA polymerase II cis-regulatory region sequence-specific DNA binding; zinc ion binding; DNA-binding transcription factor activity, RNA polymerase II-specific. The transcript has 5 exons. Gene Ontology annotation, cellular component: nucleus. The coding region runs from base 149 to 1519 and encodes 456 amino acids. The record is from RefSeq and is a predicted model, not a curated record.